Molecule: messenger RNA, 3317 nt
Organism: Caenorhabditis angaria
Lineage: Eukaryota; Metazoa; Nematoda; Chromadorea; Rhabditida; Rhabditidae
Source: the annotation of a GenBank genome assembly
AUGAAGAAUGGCGGUGGUGUAAGACAAUUCGCAAAAUGUCUCUUGGGACAACAUUGGAAUAGGAGAAUAUUGGUGAGCUCUUCUCAUAAAUUUCUGAAAGCUUCUCUAUAAAUGACUAAGAGCCCAUAAAUUUUUUUUAGAAAAAAAAAUUUAGUUUUUUUCUGGGGAAAGUGCGUUUAAUUAACUUUUUUUCCACAAAAAAAUUGAGUGGAAUAGAAUUUUAAUUAGGUUAGUUAGUUCCAUUUUAAUGGAACUUUUUUUUGAUCAACAGAAAAAAAUCGAAGGUCAAAUUAAUCUGUCAAGAAUAAAUCUCGAAUUUUUUUAUGAUGUCAUUUUUUUUAUUUCACAGAAUGAUCAAAGACCUUGAGAAUCUUAAUUGAUUUGGUGCGAAAAAAAACUGUUCUGUGAUUAGAAAAAAAAAUGUGACCAGUAAUUUUUUUGUAUUUAGUGAAAAGUAUUGAUUUAUGGAAAAAAUAUUUGUUAUUUAGAAAAUAUAAAUAUGUUCAGAGUCAAUUUAGUAAAAAAAAAACAUCUUUAAAGCUUUUCCACGUGGCUAAAUUUUGGAGCUGAAAAUCCACGUGGCACAAGCUCAGCUCAAAAUUUUUAACAAAAAAAUUGUGCUACGUGGAUUUUCAGCUCGAAUUAUGGCCACGUGGAUUUUUUUACAGCUUUUUUUUCCGCUGAAAAAUCCACGUGGCAGAAUUUCAAUCUGAAAAUUCUCGGGUUUUCAGCUAAAAAUAGUGCUACGUGGAUUUUCAGCUCGAAAACGUGCGUUUUUUUCAAGCUGAAAAUCCAUGUGAAAAAUCUGCACCUAAAAAUCCACGUGGCGAAAUUUUGGAGCUCAAAAUCCAGGUUGCUUUUUUUGAGCAGAAAAUCCACGUGGCAAAAUUUUAUUGUUGGAAAUCCACGUGGAAAAAUCUUCAGAAGAAAAUCCACGUGGCGAAAUUCUCAAGCUGAAACUCCAGGUUGCAUUUUUAGCUGGAAAUACACGUGGCAAAUUUCAGGAGCUGAAAAUCCACGUGUCACAAAUUUUUGGAGCUGAAAAUCCACGUGGCAAAAAUUUUGAGCUGGAAAUCCACGUGAAGAAACUUAGAGCUAAAAAUCCUCGAAAAUUUCAGGAGGAUUUUCACCUCGAAAAUACUCCUGGAAUUUCUUUCGCUGAAAAUCCACGUGUCACAAAUUUUGAGCUGAAAAUCCACGUGGCGAAAUUCUCCAUUUGAAAAAACUUUUAGCCAAGAUUUCACAAAAUUUUGAGCUCAAAAACAUCGCCUGAAAAGGCUCCCAGUAAUAUUUACACCCCAAAAUCCACCAAAUUAUUUUUUAUUUCCAGUAUGUCUCAACCGCCGCUUCUUCCUCAUCUCCUCCACCUUCUCCUCCACCAUCUUCCGAUGUUCCCCUAAACAUCCGCUUCGAAUACGGCCUUCCACUUCUAGACGUCCCCCUACCAUCAAGAAAUGAGCCUUGUCAAUUCACAAUGCGACCAUUGAGUGAUAAUGUCGGAAAUCUGUGCGAAUUUUUGCGGCAAGAAGAUCGUGGAAUUGAUUAUGUGGCUGUUUAUGGGAAUAGUGAGUUGGAAUUUUUUUUUUUUUGGUUUUUCAAGAGCUCAAAAAACUUCAGAUGGCACAAAAUUGGCGACUUCAACUUCAAUCGAACAUCUUUUGCAAUUCGGAACUUUCAGAUUGCGAUUGAAUGACAAAUAUUUUACGGUUAAUGUUCCAGAGACAGCUGGAACUAGAUUUGAUAGUGAUAAGUUAGUUUUUUCGGCCGAGAGAGAUGCCACGUCAUAACUAAUUGCAGACUUCGACAAUUAGAUGAUCUUCGAGCCACAGUUGCCUCAUUACACGCUGCACUUUGCGUCGAUGAGUACAAGCUAGCCAGAGAGCGAAAUCUGCUGCAAAAACUCGAGAAUGCUGAAAGUUUGCUGAAACCGCUGGAAAUCGAAAAAGUGCGCAUCGAAAAAGAGUGCGAAGAGCACACGGAUCGUGUAAUGUGGGCGGGUUUUGCGGCAUGUGGAGUGCAAACGGGAUUGUUCGCGAGACUCACGUGGUGGGAAUACUCUUGGGAUAUUAUGGAACCUGUCACUUAUUUUGCAACUUAUUCGACGGUUAUUGCCACUUUUGGAUAUUAUUUGUAUACGAAACAGGUUGGUCUGGAUUUUCUGUAAAGAAAUUUGUGAUUUUUUGCUCAAGAGCACCAAAAUUGAGCCAAAAAUCGAGAAUUUUUCGAAAAUUUCGUGGUUUUUUGUCAGUUAUUGGAACACCCUGUAACAAAAUUGAGAAAAAUAUUUGAUAAUAAAUUAUAUCAAAAUUUUAAAACGUAUUUUUUUUAUGUUUUUGAAAAAUCAGUCAAAAUUUUACUAAAAUUGCUGGAAAUGUGAAUUUGGGCUGAAAAAAAGAGCUCGUUUUCUGUUUUUGCUACGCGAAUCUCAGAAAAAGAGCACAAUAAUGGGCCAAAAAUAUAGAAUUUUUGAAAAUUAAAAUCGUUUUUUUUUUGAGAGCCUAUUACUCAUGUUAGAGAUUUUUUUUGUCGAAAAUUGAGUACAGGGCGAUGUUCAAAGAAAAAAAGUUCUGACAAAAUUUAGCCUAUAUCUUGAGCAACACAGUCUUUGCUAGAAAAAUUAUCGAUUUUCUGAGCCAAUUUUUUUCAGUUUUCGAUAAAAUCUUCUCUAACAUUGGUCAUGGGCUCUCAACAACACUAAUUUUCAAAAAUUCUUAAAUUUUGGCUUAUUAUUGUGCUCUUUAGAGAGUCGCGUAGCAAAAACUGAAAGCGGGUUCUUUUUUUCAGCCCCAAUUCUCAUUUUCAGCAAUUUUAGUCAAAUUUUGACUGAUUUUUCAAAACCAAAAAAAAUACGUUUCAAAAUUUUUAUAUAAUUUAUUAUCAAAUAUUUUUUUCAAUUCAUAUUUACAGGGUUUUCCAAUAACUGACAAUUUACAAAGCUGAAUUUUCAAAAAUUCUCGAUUUUUGGCUCAUUUUUGUGCUCGCAGACAGCCGUGCAGCAAAAUCUUACUAAUUCAAAAAUUCUCACAAGAUUUCCUAGAGCUCAAAUUUCCAAACUACAAAAAUUUGUAGUUCGAUUACUGUACCCCACUCCAAAAAUACCCAAAAACAAAUUGCAGAACUUUGAAUAUCCGAUCGCUCGCGAACGCGUCUACACCAAACAAUUCUACCGUCGUGCUCUCAAAUCCGGCUUCGACAUCGAAAAAUACAACAACUUGGUUCAAGAAGUCGACGAACUUCGAAAUCAACUCAAACGAUUAAGAGAUCCUCUUUUUCAGCAUUUACCAGUCAGCUAUUUAUCGCAUUUAGAACAAAAAUAA